This is a messenger RNA of Oryza brachyantha (malo sina), 1645 nucleotides long. RefSeq lists its product as uncharacterized. The coding region runs from base 364 to 1413 and encodes 349 amino acids. NCBI's taxonomy places the organism in Eukaryota, Viridiplantae, Streptophyta, Magnoliopsida, Poales, Poaceae. The transcript has 2 exons. The record is from RefSeq and is a predicted model, not a curated record.
AAGUUUGAAUCAAUUUGUGGCAUAGGAGAGCCCUUUGCCAACCUCCAUCCAUGUUUUAGCAAAUCAUUGUAGGAGGUCCUUUAAAAGAAAACAUGGUAGGGCUAGGAGGACCAGGGUUGAAGUAAAAGCUACCGUUGUCUUCAAUUCUUUCCUUGUGAUGGUAACUUAGCAUGUUCAUAAAUGAUGGAAUCCUUGACCCAGUUGCAGUAUCGCUAUCAAUUGAUUCUCUUCGAUUAAAAAGUUAUUUGUUGUUACUUGUUUCUCUUUUAUUCUGGUAGGUCUGAGGAGUCCUGACAUGCUCCAUGAGGGCCACUGUUUUUCCCUUUAGCUCUUAGGGAUGGCAUUUUUAAUGGGUUUGAAGAAAUGGCAAGAAGUGCAAGGGCAAGGAGGCAUGUGGCUCGUCAGCUCAGACCCGCCCCAUAUCCCAUUCCUUCAUACCGCUGGAAGGCAAUGAAAGAAUCGAACCGAAAGAAAGCUCUGCCUUCUAUGCAGAAGAUGGACUGGGAAGAUGCUAACUGCUCUGUGUGCAUGGAAUACCCACAUAAUGCUGUUCUCCUCCUCUGUUCCUCACAUGAUAAAGGUUGUCGCCCUUACAUGUGUGGAACUAGCUACCGCCACUCAAAUUGUCUUGAUCAGUUCAAGAAGGCCUACACCAAGGGGGCAUUGCUUGAGGAACUUCCUGCUAACACUAUUGGCACGAACUUGGACUCCGCACCAUUGGCUGCAGGUGAAAAACCUGAGUCCGUUGAUCUUGCAUGUCCACUGUGUCGUGGUAAGGUGAAGGGGUGGACUAUUGUAGAACCAGCUCGAAGUUAUCUUAAUGGGAAAAGGAGGACAUGCAUGCAGGAUGGUUGCUCAUUUCUAGGGACCUACAAGGAACUCCGCAAGCAUGUGAAGUCUGAGCACCCUCUUGCAAAACCAAGGGAAGUGGAUCCCAUCCUUGAACAGAAGUGGAGAUUGCUAGAGAUUGAAAGAGAGAGGCAAGAUGCGCUCAGUACGAUAACAUCAACAAUGGGGAGGGCUAUUGUUUUCGGCGAUUAUGUUCUGGACCUGGAGGAUGACGAUGACGAUGAUUUGGAUGACACAGAAAGCAACGACGACGACAAUGCCAACGGACAUGGGACAGCAGAUAACACUAGAAGGAUGUUAUUGUUUCUGAUGCGUCAGGUCGCUCGGCAUCACCACAACCAAAGGCUUCAGAAUGCAAAUGUUUCAUCUGGUAGCGCAGAGGACAGUUAUGCGGUGGGCGGUGUUGCAAAUGGAACCGCACCUUACCCUUACACCUUGGAAGGAGACGAAGAGGAUGGCUUGGUUGUGGCCGGAGGCGGAAGCACAGGUCUGAUGAGUAGACCAGAGAGGCGGCGCCGGCGCCGCCGCAGACACCGCGAGAGGUUGUUCUUAGGUGCUAACUGAGAGUCUGGGACGGCAGGGGCUUUACCACCGGAGUAGUCAAUUGCACAAACCGGUUCCCUGGUGCAUAGCAUUCAUCGAUUUCAACCUCAAUUUACUUGUUCAUGAUCAUGUAUGUACCAAGUAUAGCUGGCUUAACCUGUUAGCUCAUUGUUUCACUUCAAUGUAUGCCAACCUCACAUUCAUUGUUGAAAAGGAAAAUACCGCACCUAUCUUGUGCGGUUUGUGUAGCCUU